AUGGAUCGCAGUUGGAUGAAAGCUAAUCGUUUGAGUGAAAAGUAUGAGAAAGGAGUGGAAGAGUUUUUACAAUAUUGUGAAAACCUUCCUAACAAUAACGGGAAGUUCCAUUGUCCUUGUGUUAAGUGUGGGAAUAGACUUCCAUUACUUUCAGUUGAAGAACUACGGAAUCAUCUAAUUUGUGAGGGCGUUUGCGAAACUUAUACCAAUUGGAUAUGGCAUGGUGAAUCGUCAAACAUCCCAGAUGUCUUGGAAAGAGAUGACAUGGACGUUGAGAUGGACAAUCAGAUGGAGGACAUGAUUUGCGAUAUUGGACAGGAGGAUUUUCAGCGUGCACAUGCACAUAACAAUUUACGCGCUAACAAUGAAUUAAUAUUGUACCCAGGGUGCAAGAACUUCACGCAGUUAUCUGCAGUGUUGAGAUUGUUCAACUUGAAGGCGAAAAAUGGAUGGACAGAUAAAAGUUUCACUGAACUUCUUGAGCUGUUGUGCGAAAUGCUCCCAAAAGGCAACACAUUACCGAAAUGUAACUAUGAUGCAAAGAAGAUAUUAUGUCCGAUGGGUAUGGAGUACAAGAAAAUACAUGCUUGUCCUAAUGACUGCAUAUUGUACCGAAACGAGUUUGAGGAUGAGAAGCAGUGCCCUACAUGUGGGCUAUCACGCUACAAAGUGAAGGAUGGUGAUGAUGAUGAAAGCUUAAAGCGUCCUCCUGCAAAGGUGUUAUCGUAUCUUCCAAUAAUUCCAAGGUUCAAAAGAUUAUUCGCUAAUGAAAAUGAUGCAAGGAAUCUUCGAUGGCAUGCAUGUGAUAGGGAAGAUGAUGGAAAAAUUCGUCAUCCAGCUGAUUCAUUGCAAUGGAAGAAAAUUGAUGAAUUGUAUUCGGAUUUCGGUAAAGAGGCAAGAAACCUUAGGCUUGGACUUGCUACAGAUGGAAUGAAUCCAUAUGGAAACUUAAGUAGUAACCAUAGUUCAUGGCCCGUUCUCCUAGUUAUCUACAAUUUAUCUCCUUCGAUAUGCAUGAAACGAAAAUACAUGAUGUUAUCUAUGAUGAUAUCGGGCCCAAAGCAGCCAGGAAAUGAUAUAGAUGUGUAUCUAAGUCCCUUGAUUGAAGACUUAAGAAUGCUUUGGGAAGAAGGUGUUGAUGUGUUUGAUGGCUAUUCUCGGCAGAAUUUCAAGAUGCGUGCAAUGUUAUUUUGCACUAUCAAUGACUUUCCUGCAUAUGGGAACUUGUGUGGUUAUAGUGUUAAAGGACAUAAAGGUUGCCCUAUAUGUGAAGAAGAAACAUGCUUCAAACAAUUAAAACAUGGAAAAAAGACUGUUUAUCUUGGGCAUCGAAAAUUUCUCAAACCUAAUCACCCAUAUCGCAAGUUGAGAAAAGCGUUUAAUGGAGAGCAAGAGUUUGAAACUGCUCCGCAAGCCCUAACUGGAGAGCAAGUUUAUCAACGAGUGAAGGAUAUCAAUGUUAAAUUUGGAAAGAAAGAAAAGAAAAAAAAACAAAAAACCACUGAGAAAAAGAUAUGGAAGAAGAGGUCUGUGUUCUUUGAUCUUCCCUACUGGAGCAGUCUAGAUGUUAGACAUUGUAUCGAUGUGAUGCAUGUGGAGAAAAAUGUGUGCGAUAGUGUAAUUGGAACACUUCUCAAUAUUCAUGGUAAAACAAAGGACAAUGUGAAUGCUCGUUUAGACAUGGUUGAGAUGGGCAUACGACAAGAGUUAGCUCCGCAUUCAGCAGAUAAUAAGAAGACAUAUUUGCCUCCGGCUUGUCAUACGUUGUCUAAACAAGAGAAAACAAGCUUUUGUGAGUGUCUACAUACAUUAAAAGUUCCACGAGGUUACUCUUCAAAUUUCAAUAGUCUUGUCUCAAUGGAAGAUUUAAAAUUAAUUGGCACGAAGUCUCAUGAUUGUCACGUAUUGAUGCAACAACUACUACCGGUGGCUAUUCGUGGCAUAUUGCCUAAAAAGGUCAGAGCUAUCUUAACUAGGUUGUGCAUAUUCUUCAAUGUUAUAUGCAGUAAAGUAAUUGAUCUUCGAAAAUUAGAGGAGUUGGAAAAUGAAGCUGCUAUAAUCUUAUGCCAUUUAGAGAUGUAUUUUCCUCCGUCUUUUUUUGAUAUCAUGGUUCACUUAAUUGUUCAUCUAGUGAGAGAGAUUAGAUUAUGCGGUCCUGUUUAUUUGAGGUGGAUGUAUCCAGUUGAGCGAUACAUGAAGAUCUUAAAAGGGUAUGUGAAGAAUCAACAUCAUCCCGAAGCAUCUAUUGUUGAAAGAUACAUCGCAGAAGAAGCUGUUGAGUUUUGUAAUACUAACUAUAUGCCAGAAGAGGAAGCGAUAGGAAUUCCCAAGCCUCAAUACGAUGGAAGAUGUGGAGGUAUACAAGGUUUAAAACUUAAGAGUUUGGACUCAGUGGAAGUACUUCAAGCACAUUUGUAUAUUUUGAAUAAUAUUGAUGAAGUUCAACCUUACAUUUCUACUCACAAAAGGAUUGUCAAGGAAAAAAAUUCUCGAAUGAAUGAAAAAUGGGUGUUAAAAGAGCAUAACAAGACUUUCUUGAAGUGGUUUAAAGAAACUAUUUCAAAUGACAAUACGUGUUCUGAAAAUUUAAAAUGUCUAGCACGAAAACCUCAGUCUGAUGCCAUAAGUUGGACCAUCUACAACGUGAAUAAUUUUACAUUCUAUACAAGGACCAAGGAUGACAAGAGUACGGUUCAAAAUAGUGGGGUUAUGGUUGUAGCCGAGUCUAUGCACUUCUCAAGUUCAAAAGAUAAAAAUCCUAUCAUGGCAUCAAUACCUUACUACGGGAUCAUUGAAGAAAUGUGGGAUAUUGAUUUCGUUACACUUAAAGUUCCUAUUUUCAAAUGUAAAUGGAUUGACAUAAACAACGGUGUCAAAAUAGAUGAAUUUGGUUAUACAUUGGUGGACCUUGGUAAGAUAGCUUAUACGAACGAGCCUUUCAUUAUGGCAUCUCAAGCAAAACAAGUGUUUUAUGUUUCUGAUCCUUCUAACAAAAAGUGGUCAGUGGUUCUCCAAGGUAAAAUCAGUCACGAACCUAACAAUGACAAUCUGCAUUCAACGCUAUAUACUUAUGAGACUCCUUUCACACAACGACAAUCUACUUCAAUGGAGGAAACUUUAGUGGACGAUGUGUAUGCCACUCGUGAUGAUCAUCGCGAAGGGAUAUGGGAAAAUAUUCAAUCAAAUCAAUCUUAG
Medicago truncatula (barrel medic) is the source of this 3195-nucleotide messenger RNA. RefSeq lists its product as uncharacterized. The coding region runs from base 1 to 3195 and encodes 1064 amino acids. The transcript has a single exon. NCBI's taxonomy places the organism in Eukaryota, Viridiplantae, Streptophyta, Magnoliopsida, Fabales, Fabaceae. The record is from RefSeq and is a predicted model, not a curated record.